UGAUCUAUAAAUCUAAUUCAUUUGGGAACAACAAGGAAACAAGAGUGCUUUCCGACAGAAAGGCUAUCAUGAUUCAGAAAUCCUUCUCUCUGGUGCUGGAGGCUCUGGACUACGACAACGACACGUCAGAAUCAGCAAUGUCAGAGCGCUCCCAGAACCCAGCAUUUAAAGGUCAGUUGAUUGAGCGAGUCCUGCUGUCCUCCAUGUUGAACCCCAGUGAACAGUGGCAGACGUACCGUCACCACGGACAGCCUCUCACUCUAGAUUACCGGCUUCGCUUCCGCUGUGAUUCAAACUAUUACGGACCCUUCUGCAACAAGUUCUGCAGGUCCCGCGAUGACUUCUUUGGACACUUCAACUGUGACCCCAGCGGCAACAAGGUCUGCAUGGAGGGCUGGACAGGACCAGAGUGCAAAGAAGCUGUAUGCAGUCAGGGGUGUCAUCAGACCCAUGGCUCGUGUACGGCACCUGGAGAAUGCAAGUGUCAUUAUGGCUGGAAGGGCCCUCUGUGUGAUCAGUGUGUGACGUUCCCCGGCUGUGUGUACGGAAGCUGCAGCGAACCCUGGCAGUGUGUGUGUGAUGUCAACUGGGGAGGACUGCUGUGUGACAAAGAUCUGAACUACUGUGGCACCCACCAGCCGUGUAAGAACGGUGGGACAUGCACCAACACAGAGCCAAAUGAAUACCACUGUGAAUGCCAGGAAGGUUUCAGAGGACGCAACUGUGACAUUGUGGAGCAUGCAUGUUUGUCGUCCCCGUGUGUGAACGGAGCCACCUGUGUGGAGGACCCCACGGGCUUCAGCUGCACCUGUACCGACGACUGGACCGGACACACCUGCGCUGAAGCGGUGAGGCAGUGUGACCGGAGCCCCUGCGGCCGUGGAGCCACGUGUCAGGAGGCUCCUGGAGGCUACAAGUGCCUCUGCCCGCCGGGAUGGACCGGCAGGACGUGCCAGCUGGACACCAACGAGUGUGAAAUGAGUAUAUGCGUUCACGCCCGCUCUUGUCGAAACCUGAUAGGUGGAUACCUGUGUGACUGCCUUCCUGGAUGGACGGGUCCUAACUGUGACAUCAGGAACAGCAGCUGUCAGGGCUUGUGUUUGAACGGCGGUCGCUGUGAGGACCAGGUAUCAGGGUCCAGAUGCUUGUGUCCACCUGGUUUCUUGGGGAAAUAUUGCCAAAAUCGUAAGAGUCCGUGUGACAGUGCCCCUUGUCUGCAUGGAGGACAGUGUGUGGAGAAGGACGGGAGGACCAUCACCUGCAACUGUCCCACAGGAUUUUCAGGAUCCUUCUGCGAGGUUGGAAAACCUUCAUUGAUGUUAGCUUAAGGCUAGCUUAAUCUG
Notothenia coriiceps (black rockcod) is the source of this 1343-nucleotide messenger RNA. RefSeq names its product protein jagged-1b-like. The coding region runs from base 69 to 1328 and encodes 419 amino acids. The record is from RefSeq and is a predicted model, not a curated record. Gene Ontology annotation, cellular component: membrane. The transcript is spliced from 12 exons. Gene Ontology annotation, molecular function: calcium ion binding. NCBI's taxonomy places the organism in Eukaryota, Metazoa, Chordata, Actinopteri, Perciformes, Nototheniidae. Gene Ontology annotation, biological process: multicellular organism development; Notch signaling pathway; cell communication.